Molecule: messenger RNA, 2088 nt
Organism: Penicillium coprophilum
Lineage: Eukaryota; Fungi; Ascomycota; Eurotiomycetes; Eurotiales; Aspergillaceae
Product: Rad21/Rec8 N terminal domain protein
Exons: 5
Coding region: 1-2088 (695 amino acids)
Biological process (GO): synaptonemal complex assembly; mitotic sister chromatid cohesion; replication-born double-strand break repair via sister chromatid exchange
Cellular component (GO): synaptonemal complex; cohesin complex
Molecular function (GO): chromatin binding; protein binding
Source: RefSeq, a predicted model, not a curated record
AUGUUCUACAGCCACGAAAGUAAGUCGAAAUGCCACCACAGGCCAUCGUCAUCUCGGACGAAAAGCUCACUUGCCUAUCACACUUUAGUCCUCACCUCGCCAGAGCAUGGUGUCGCGACAAUAUGGCUGGUCGCAACUCUAGGGUCCCGCUCCAUUGCCAGAAGACUGAACCGAAAAGCGAUCCUGGACGUUGAUGUCCCCAAUGCGUGUCGAGUCAUCAUCAAUCCUGACGCACCUAUGGCCCUGCGGCUACAGGGGAGCUUGCUGUACGGAGUCUCUCGGGUAUACAAUCAACAGUGUGGGUAUACGCUGCUUGAUACACAGGCGAUGCAUGACAAGAUGGUCUCCAAGCUGAAGAUCGUUCCAGGCAGUGGGCUUGAUCCAGCUGCCGGACAGACCAACAAUCUGAUCCUACCUUAUGACCCGUCUUUCUUACCCGAGACGGCUCUCCCGGGACUUGAAAUUGACCUGUCCUAUUUCACUGCCACCACAGACGACAGCUCGAGCCAGCUCAGUGGUCUAUGGACCAAAUCACCGAAUAAUAGCUUGUCAGGCAAUUCCCAACUUUCAAGUUUGCACCUUGAGCUCCCAUCGGAUGACAUCCUAGGAGAUGGUACCAUCAGUGGACUCAAUGAAAUCAAUGGGUCUGUACAGAAGAAAGAUAAGUUCGGCAACAUGUCGGGGCUAGGCUUAGGCUAUGAAGAAGGUGUCCUCCUUCAACCUGACUUCGAAUUUGAUGAGGAUGGUAAUAUCAUCGAGCUCGGUGCCAGGGAGCAGUCCCCUUGUGCAAGGAAGUCCACCGUUGACCUGAGGGAAAGCGAAGGACCGACAGACGACCAGCAACGUCAGCUCUAUGAAGACCCUAUGCAGAUUGACAACGAGGAAGUCAUAGUGCCAGAGACCAAUGACAUGCUAGAGCUCGACACCCAGACUGCAGGUCCAACAAUUCCCCAGACAAAUGAAAACCUAGAUGGAGUUGAGGAAACAAUCGAUAUUCAAGCAGCGAGAACCCGCAGAGUCAGACGCCCAAAGGAAAUCAUAUCCGACGAUGCCACGGCGCUUCGAAAUAUGACGAUGGCCCAAUGGAACAAUGAAUACGUUGCGAACAUGAUCGAAGCACUGAAGCAAAAGCAGCAAAACAAAAUUCCGACUAUUUCGAAGAAGAAUGCUGCUUUUUGGGUGUUCGGCCAAGGAAUCGGGUCGGUUGGAGUCGGACUAGGAAUGGGUCACGAAACGCAUCCGCUCAACCUCUACUCAGGUGAGAGUCUGUUUGAAGCCGUUGGUGGAUACUCUCAUCGAAACCGGCGAAAGCGCAGCGCAGAUAAUGAAGAAUCAGAGGAGCGUCGAGUACGCGCGAGAGACGAACAAGCAGGGCAUCUUAGCCGUGAGAACAUCGACCGUCUCAAUAUGGAAGUUGAAGUCGGCCGUGAUGCACCUUCAAGUCUGUUUGACGAUCACUCAUCCCAGAUGCCCUGGAACAUCACCGCAUCUAUUCAAAGCUCUCGACAAAGACAACGAUUCGGCAGUGUUAGCGAGCUCUCUUCUCAAGGACGGAAAGCCCGAAGCCGUCUCACAAGCGCUAGCCCCCUUGCUGGGCGCAGCUAUCUCGGAGGGCAAGACCAGCUUAGCGUCGAUCUCCUGGGCGAGUUCGGAGACGACCUAGAUCUCACUCAUUAUCUUGAGGGCGAGCUUGCGACAGAGCGCGAAAAUAUUAGCUCACUCACGCCGAGCAAGCGCUCUGCUCUCGAACGCGCUCAGUCAACCCUUGAUCGGGAAAGCUUGAACUUCAUAGAUUUCAUGAAGACCAAGAUGGGUACUGCUAGCGACGGUGAAGCAGAAAGCACACAGAGCCCGAACAGCAACACGUCUAGCCCGCUCACGACCAAACUCGGGCAGACCACAUUCGCGCGUCUUCUUCCUCCUGAGAGUACGACGCGAGCUGUCGCGACUCAGGCUUUGAUGAAUGUUCUCACGCUCGCUACAAAAGGUGUGCUGCAUGUCCACCAAGAUGGGUAUAUCGACGAAAGUACGGAAUGGGCAGUCCACUAUCGCUAUGGCGAGAUUUUCCUGAGACUAUCUGGAAUGUGA